This is a messenger RNA of Clarias gariepinus (North African catfish), 1680 nucleotides long. It is a transcript of the gene xcr1b.1, whose product is annotated as chemokine (C motif) receptor 1b, duplicate 1. Lineage: Eukaryota; Metazoa; Chordata; Actinopteri; Siluriformes; Clariidae. Gene Ontology annotation, biological process: chemotaxis; G protein-coupled receptor signaling pathway; immune response. The transcript is spliced from 2 exons. Gene Ontology annotation, molecular function: chemokine receptor activity. The record is from RefSeq and is a predicted model, not a curated record. Gene Ontology annotation, cellular component: membrane. Bases 137 to 1180 code for a protein of 347 amino acids.
UGAAAAUAGGGAGGGUUUAAUGAGAACCUUAAUAGGAACUAUGUAUUUCUGAAGAGGUUUCAAAAGGGAAUAAAAGGAGUAUCAAACGCUAAAUCAACUGCUGUUUUGAAGAACACAUUGGCGCUCAUACUUAAGCAUGGACCAGAAUAUGGAAGAAAACAGUACAACAAUAUAUGAUAAUUAUAGUAAUAAUUAUUAUGACAUUUCUGAUGAAUCGUGCAACAAGACUGAAGUCAUUCACUUUGGAGCAGUGGUCACCCCAGUCUUUUUUACGAUGGUCAUCGUGUUCAGCUGUGUGGGCAAUGCCUUGGUCCUGUGGGUGCUGAUAAAAUAUGAGAAUCUGAGAUCCAUGACCAAUGCGUUCCUCUUAAACCUGGCCAUCUCUGACCUGAUCUUUACUCUCGGCCUGCCCUUUUGGGGCUUAGACCUCGUAUUUGGCUGGACGUUUGGAGAAUCAGCCUGCAAAUCAGUGAGCUUCAUCUUCUACCUGGGCUUCUACAGCAGCCUCAUCUUCCUCACAGUCAUGACGGUGCAUCGCUACAUGGCUGUGGUGCACCCGCUGUCUAUGCUCUUGAACAGCACCACAUACUAUUCCAUUGGGAUUUCUGCAUUUAUCUGGUUCCUGAGCUUCUGUGCCGCCACCCCUUAUUUCAUCUUUAGCGUGGUCAGCAGUCAUCCUGAUUCUGAGUCUUUUCAUUUCUGUCAUUUUAACGACAUCAAAUGGAAGCUGAUUGGCAUUUACCUGCAAAACAUCUUCUUCCUCAUUGCCUUCCUCACCAUCGCUUUCUGCUACAUUGAAAUUCUCAAACGCCUUCUCAGACCCAUGUCGCACACCCGGCCCAAGACCGUCAAGCUGAUUCUCUGCAUUGUGGUGGCUUUUUACUUGGGUUGGACGCCAUAUAACGUGGCCAUCUUCCUCGAUUCUCUGAUAUCAUUUCAAAUCUCGCCAUUUAAUGAGUGUCAUGUCAGCACCACUGUGGAUUAUGUCUUUAACGUCUCCCGACUGGUGGCGUUCUCUCACUGCUGCCUAAAUCCAGUGUUUUACGUCUUUAUGGGGGUUAAGUUCAGAGAUCACCUAAAGAAAGCACUGAGGAGUUUCUGCAGGGGCAACGAUCAACCUACUGACAAACGACACAGCCAUCUGAUUACCUCAAACGGAGAGGAAAUUUCCAUGUACUAGCUGAUCUUGCAGGAGGUCUAUGAUAGUAGGAAAGCAGUCAAAUGUAUUAUCAAAUAUUUGGGAUUUGUAAAUAGCUUUAUGAUUCCAUAUUCUGUAUUGGUUCUAUUUAGACAGAAUGUUGUAACAUUACAUACCAUCAAAAAAAAAAAAAAAAAAAUAAUAAUAAUAUAUAUAUAUAAAUUGUACAGCGCCAAUAAUUUUUACUUAUUCUGUUGUUACUUAAUGCCAGUUUCUUAUGUACUCUAUACUUUAUAUCAGCUUUACUGUGGGAUAUUACACUGUGACAGAGCUGACUUUUUUUUUACCUGGCUUCUGUUUAAAUUAUUUUUUUUCUUUUUUGAGAAAAAUGUGGCUGAUCAAGUCUUUUGUGUUUUUUAUCUCUAAAAACAGAGCUAAAAUCAGUAAUAAAUUCUGCAAAUUAUUUUAAAGCUGUGUAAAUGUUUGCGAUACGAAAUAAAUUUUUAUAAAAUAUCAUGUUUACAUCUUUUUUUUGGCCUUUG